CUGUCAGACAGAACAUAAACCUUGUUGCAUAAAUUAUCAACGUAAAAUAUAAUUAUUUCCAAAUUCGUGUGUAACGUCUUCAAGAGUUCAAGGCCUUCUGAAUCGUGUGCCUUUCUGUCCUUUUUUGGCACCAGUUAUUCCUACAUAGAAAUCGAGAUGAAUGACCUGCUUACGUGAGUACAUGAUGUAAUUUAAGACAAAUUUUGUACUGGAUGCUGUAAAGAUCGCAAUCAAUUGAGUUGCAGUGACACUUUACCCUCCAGUUGAUGAGGUGACUGUUUGAAAGGGAAAGUGUAAAAGACAAAAACAGAGUUCUGAGUUUUCAAACUUUCAAUUUAAGGGACUCGUUUGUCAGUGAGGCAAGAGCUCAGCCUUCCGGAACAAAUGAUAUCGAAAUGGGAGUUCCUCGUAGCAUGUCUGAUGCUGGAAUGGAUAGUUUCAAUAAGCAGAUUCAAGAGGUGGAGAAACAGGUGGAAAAGCUCUCCGGGCUUCUUAAAAAACUUAAGGAUGCAAAUGAGGAGUCGAAGUCUGUUACAAAAGCAUCUGCCAUGAAAGCAAUUAAGAAGCGGAUGGAAAAAGAUAUUGAUGAAGUGGGAAAGAUUGCCCGUGGUGUCAAAGGCAAACUAGAAGCAAUAAGCAAAGAUAACUUAGCCAACCGACAAAAGCCUGGGUGUGAGAAGGGAACAGGUGUCGACAGAUCAAGGAUGAACAUGACAAAUUCCUUGACGAAAAAGUUUAGGGAGAUAAUGAUCGAGUUUCAGACCCUUAGACAAAGAAUCCAAGAUGAAUAUCGUGAGGUUGUGGAGAGAAGAGUCAUCACAGUAACGGGAACUAGACCGGAUGAAGAGACAAUUGACAAUCUAAUAGAAACUGGAAAUAGUGAGCAAAUAUUCCAGAAGGCAGUCCAAGAACAGGGACGAGGACAGGUACUAAAUACUUUGGAAGAAAUUCAAGAGAGGCAUGACACUGUUAAGGAGAUUGAGAAAAAGCUUCUUGACUUGCAUCAGAUCUACCUCGAUAUGGCUGUCUUGGUUGAUGCUCAAGGAGAAAUUUUAGAUAACAUUGAAACUCAGGUUUCGAAUACAGUUGAUUAUAUGCAAUCUGGGACCACUCAACUGCAAAAUGCAAAGAAACUCCAGAAGAAUUCCAGAAAAUGGAUGUGCAUUGCCAUCAUCAUUCUUUUAAUUAUAGUAGCUGUUGUAGUUGUUGGUGUCCUCAAACCAUGGAAAAGCAGCUAGGGUUGUCUGAGUCUACCCUAAUCUUUUCACCAUGUAAUAUAGGACCAUUACUGAGUUGGUUGGGGAUUUAUAUUCACAUAUGUGAGGAUUGAAGAGUGUGUCGUAGUAAUUAGUUAUUGAUUCGUUCUUCUUCUUCCCUUUUGGCUUUUGAGUGAUUCAUUUUUGUGUGUGUAUUCUUGUGAAAGUUUGGUAUAUUGAUGGUGCCGCACAUUUGGGAGUAAAUUAUAGUAUGUGUAUAGUUGUCCUAA
Molecule: messenger RNA, 1486 nt
Organism: Argentina anserina (silverweed cinquefoil)
Lineage: Eukaryota; Viridiplantae; Streptophyta; Magnoliopsida; Rosales; Rosaceae
Product: syntaxin-132-like
Exons: 14
Coding region: 396-1238 (280 amino acids)
Biological process (GO): intracellular protein transport; vesicle fusion; exocytosis
Cellular component (GO): SNARE complex; plasma membrane; endomembrane system
Molecular function (GO): SNAP receptor activity; SNARE binding
Source: RefSeq, a predicted model, not a curated record